Colletotrichum navitas is the source of this 1380-nucleotide messenger RNA. RefSeq lists its product as uncharacterized. The coding region runs from base 1 to 1380 and encodes 459 amino acids. The transcript has 2 exons. Lineage: Eukaryota; Fungi; Ascomycota; Sordariomycetes; Glomerellales; Glomerellaceae. The record is from RefSeq and is a predicted model, not a curated record.
AUGAUCUAUUCGUUGGCUCUCGUCGCCCUCGCGGGUCUUGGAACCGCUUCGCCUCUUGGAGCCGAUUCGCCGGGUACCCAAGCUGGCGAUGCCGCUUUCAACCCCGGCCUCGUUGUAGCUGCGACCUCGCCCUCCUUGACCGGCCCUCCUGUCACUGCUACGGCUCAGACAACUGUCUACAACCCGUCUACUGCUGCUGCGAUCGCCUCCUCUGCGGCCACUGCUGUGGCCUCAGCGAAGGCCGCCUCCAUGCCGGCUGGCCCGAGCCGGCGAGGCUUCUGCUUCUGGGGGUUCUGCUUUGGAACUCCAACUUCGAGCUCCAAUAAUCAGGGGCAAUAUGGUUGGCCUGCACCCACCUCGACAUCACCGACAAAGGUAGCCGUCGUAACUACAACUUCUGCCGCUCCUGUGAUCACGACUCCUGCCUCCAUCACCUUACCUCCCUCGACUUGUACGCCAAUCAGCUGGACCAACACCAAUGCGUUUACUACCGCGACGGGCUGCGCUGCUCCGUUUGAAGUUGGUACCUACUGCGGGUUUAUCAACCCGGAAGACCCUUGUGCCCCCCAGCCUUCUGGUGACGGCCCACAGGUUCAGCCGGACACCGUUGCGGCGUUUGAAGCAUACCCGGCGUUCCACCAGGAUGCCUUGGGUGCGGUGGCACCGUCUGGGUAUGCUUCGACUUUCAAGGAUCUCAACGCCUCCGUGAAUGCCAACACCUAUCUCGGCCUCCACACUCUUCAGAGUUACGAUGUCGCCCAGUGUGCUAGCUUCUGCGACAGCACCAACCUGUGCACCGGAAUCAACAUCUACAUCGAGCGCGACCCGUCCAUCAACCCUGACCAGUGUUCUUGCACCAACCCGUCAUCGAUCACCAACUACAAGUGCACUCUCUGGGGCUCCGGUGUCGACCAGGCGGCUGCGACCAACUUCGGCCAGUCGAGAGAUGGAUUCCAAGUGGUUAUUGCCGGCUCCAACGGAUACGAGAAGACGAACAACACUACCCCGACGACCCCCUCUGGCUGGACCAAGCCCCAGAACUGCGGCGGUAACAUCCACAGCCACCCCUCUACUUGCCUUGGUCAGAAGUUCUUCCCGGGCCCGUACGAUGUCAAUGUCUGCGCCGCUUAUGCCGCCGCCCAGAAUGCCAAAAACUCCAAGUCCCUCGGCUUGGCAUCUUUUGCCAGCUGGUUCGGCUACAGCCCUUUGAAGUGCAACUUCUUCAACGCGUUCAUGGUCAAGGAGAACGGCAUCCCACAGGGCACUUACUGCAACCUCUUCACUCAGCAAUACGCCCCCUCAGGUGCUACCUACCAGCCCGGUAACAGCGGUGGCAUUAACUGGGGUGUCGAGAGCAGCUGGAGCUUCUGCUCCUCUUAA